Messenger RNA from Rotaria sp. Silwood2, 1515 nucleotides. NCBI's taxonomy places the organism in Eukaryota, Metazoa, Rotifera, Eurotatoria, Philodinida, Philodinidae. The record is from the annotation of a GenBank genome assembly.
AUGGCGAAAAUAUUUGAACGUUUAACAGAUGAAAAUCUUGCACAAAAUAUGGAAAAUGUUUUAGAAAUUGUAUGCAAAAUUGGAAAAGGAUCAUAUGGAAAUGUAUUUAAAGCAAAAUAUCGAGAAACAGGACAUUUUUUAGCAAUAAAACAAAUACCGGUUGAAAGUGAUUUACAAGAAAUAGUUAAAGAAAUUUCAAUAAUGAAACAAUGUGAUUCACCAUUUAUAGUUAAAUAUUUUGGAAGUUAUUUUAAAGAUGCAGAUUUAUGGAUUGUUAUGGAAUAUUGUGGAGCUGGUUCAGUUUCAGAUAUAAUAAAACUUCGAGGAAAAACAUUAAAUGAACAAGAAAUAGCUGUUAUUUUAAAAUAUACACUUAAAGGAUUAGAAUAUUUACAUUUAUGUAGUAAAAUUCAUCGAGAUAUUAAAGCAGGAAAUAUUCUUUUAACAAAUGAAGGUCAUGCUAAAUUAGCAGAUUUUGGUGUUGCUGGGCAAUUGACAGACACAAUGGCAAAACGAAAUACAAUGAUUGGGACACCGUUUUGGAUGGCACCAGAAGUAAUUCAAGAAAUUGGACAUGGUGUUCUAGCGGAUAUUUGGAGUUUAGGUAUUACAACUAUUGAAAUAGCUGAAGGCAAACCACCAUAUAGUGAUAUUCAUCCAAUGCGUGCUAUUUUUAUGAUUCCAUCUCGUCCACCUCCAACAUUUAAAGAUAUGUCACGAUGGACACCAGCUUUAAAUGAUUUUGUUUCGAAAUGUCUUGUAAAAAAUCCUGAUGCACGUUCAACAGCAACUGAAUUACUUAAUCAUGAAUUUAUUCUUAAUGCUAAAGAUAACAGUGUUUUAAAACAAAUGAUUGAUGAAGUUCGUGAUAUUCAAGAACGAAAUCGAUCUACAAUACCACCUAAUGCAACAACAAUAACUACAUUUCAUAAUGGUAUUUUAGCUGAACGUUCUAGUAGUAGUGAUGGUACAUUAAUAAAUAAUAAUCCAGAUGAAACAAUUGUUCCUGAACAUCAACAACAAGCAUUUAUAAAUACAAAUACAAAUCAACAAGAUACAGAAACAGAUACAUUCCAAUCAAGUAGUUGUAAUACAAUGAUUGAAUUAUCAUCCGAAUCAUCUGAUACAAUGAUUAUUAAUGAAAAUGGAACUGAAACAGAAAAUGAUGCCGAUAGUCAACAAGAUACACUUAAGACAACGAAUAAACAGCAACCAUCUAAUUUAAUACCUCCAUUUUCAAAUCCUAAUCAAAAUUCAAAACGAACAACAGCUGAUAAAAGUAAAGAAGAAUUUAUGAAAUUAAUCGCUCAAGAAGUGCGAACGUAUAAUAAAAACGGUGAAGAUUUUCAGCGAACGAUUGAACAAUUUUCUGUUGAACAAAUCGAACAACGUUUAGCAUUACUUGAUGAAAUAAUGGAAAUUGAAUUACGUGAAGUACAAAACCGUUUUCAAUCAAAACGAAAACCAAUUUUAGAAGCAAUUAAAUUAAAAAAGAAAACUCAAAAUCAUCAUUAA